AUUAAUUAAUUAAAUGAAAUGAAUUUCCUAUUUUCUUCAACUGAUUUCACUGAAUUUGUUAUCACUUUAUAUUUUAUAAUAUAAAAAUAAAAUUUUUAAAAAAUGGCAAUUAAAAGAGGAUCAGGAUUAGGGUUUUACACUCUGCUACUAAUUGUAUCUAUAUCAGUUCUGCUUAUAUUUUCUGUAUAUUCAAUUUCCCACUUAUACCCAUCAACACCCAUAAUUCCAAAUUUCAAGAAACUUGAAAAAAGUUCCACAGAUUUCACUUUAACUAUCAAAAUCUUGACUUACGACCGCCUCGCCUCGCUUUCGAGGUGCCUGCGAUCGUUAUCCGCAGCCCAGUAUGAUCAAAAUGUGGUAAAUCUUCAUAUAUACAUUGACCAUUUUAAGUUUAGUGAAAAAGAUGAAAACUUGGAUAAAAAACUGAACGAUUCGAAAAGAAUUCUUGAUUUUGUUGAUGGGUUUGAGUGGAAAUUUGGGGAAAAAAUGGUGCAUUAUCGAACCGGGAACGUAGGACUGCAGGCCCAGUGGUUGGAAGCUUGGUGGCCUGUUUCUGAUCAUGAGUUUGUGUUUGUGGUUGAAGAUGAUAUUGAAUUGUCACCAUUGUAUUAUAGGUUUUUAAAGGGUUUGAUUGUUAAUUAUUAUUAUAAUGUCACGAAUUCUAGUCCGUCGAUAUAUGGAGCUUCUUUACAGCGGCCGAGGUUCGUGCCAGGUAAGCACGGGAACAAAAUACACUUAAACAAAGAAACACAAGUGUUCUUGUAUCAGCUGGUUGGUACUUGGGGUCAGCUUCUAUUUCCGAGACCCUGGAAGGAGUUCCGUUUAUGGUACGAUGCACAUAAAACCAAAGGCAUGAAACCGAUUCUUGAUGGCAUGGUGACAACAGGAUGGUAUAAAAAGAUGGGAGACAAGAUCUGGACUCCUUGGUUUAUUAAAUUUAUUCACGCUCGGGGCUAUUUCAACAUAUACACAAAUUUCUUGCACGAGACAUCGCUUAGUGUCUCUCAUCGAGAUGCGGGUGUUAACUAUGGUAAAACAGCAGGACCGGACUCGAAUCUGAUUCAAGAGGAUUCUAGUGAGAGCAAGUUUUUAAAAUUGGAGCCUUUGAGAAAUCUGAAGUGGUAUGAUUUCUGUUUUAGAGAAAUAAUUCCUGAUCGAAUUGUGAAGAGUGUCCAUGAACUUGGUCCUGUUUUAAAAUCUGCUCAACAGGCAAAUGGUUUAGUGCUUGUGAGCAUAGAUCAAACAUCAGAGACAUUCACCCGUAACUUGUUGUGUCACUUCGAGAGGCUCAAUGUUCGGAACUAUGUAUUUAUGGGUCCCGACUCUGAUUUCUUGCUUGAUCUUUCAAGACGUGGGCAUCCUGUGAUCAAUGUGGAUAGAUUUUUUGAUAGCAUCAAGAAAUACAUAUCUAUUAAGUUUAGUAAGGAGAUCAUCGUGAAGGCAUAUGUGAUUAAGAAAGCACUGGAAAUGAAGUAUGACAUGUGGGUGUGGGAUCGCAACAUACUUCCGGUCAAAGCUGACUUAUUUCUUGGCUCAGUCAAACUUGAUUCUGCUGCUGACUUUUAUGUUGGGAAUAGAAUUGGGCUUUUGUUUGCCAGGAGUUCAGGUACUGGAAUUUGGACUGAGAGUUUUGUGAACGAAAUUGCACGAUUGGCGGAGUCCAACAUGGGUGAAUAUGAGACCAGUAUUGGGGUUUUAGCAGGAAAGUUAUUGGAGAGAAAGGGUGGCACGUUAAAAAGGUUUGAUGAGGCCGAGUUUAGUGUUGAUAUUAAUGUAGGUAACGAUUUUAAAACCUCAUUAAAGAAUGACACGAGCUUUGCCCUUUGGUCUUCUGACACAGGUCUUGAUCUAGUUCGAAAUAGACUUGGAAGUUUAGGUUUGUGGAUUAUAGAUGCUGAAUCUCAUUGUACGGCUGUUAUUUGUCAUCCAUCAUAGCAGUUUAUUCUUUAAACAUUUUUUCUAGAAUUCUAAUUUGUGUUAAAGCAGGUCAUUUGUAAAACAUGUAACAGAUGCUCUCCAGUUUUGUAUGAGAUAUAUAUAGCAAUGUGUGUGGACUAA
Molecule: messenger RNA, 2058 nt
Organism: Erigeron canadensis
Lineage: Eukaryota; Viridiplantae; Streptophyta; Magnoliopsida; Asterales; Asteraceae
Exons: 3
Coding region: 103-1935 (610 amino acids)
Source: RefSeq, a predicted model, not a curated record